This is a messenger RNA of Dipodomys spectabilis (banner-tailed kangaroo rat), 1091 nucleotides long. It is a transcript of the gene Ift20, whose product is annotated as intraflagellar transport 20. The transcript has 6 exons. Gene Ontology annotation, biological process: centrosome localization; protein localization to cilium; intraciliary transport. Gene Ontology annotation, cellular component: Golgi apparatus; centrosome; intraciliary transport particle B. NCBI's taxonomy places the organism in Eukaryota, Metazoa, Chordata, Mammalia, Rodentia, Heteromyidae. The record is from RefSeq and is a predicted model, not a curated record. The coding region runs from base 250 to 765 and encodes 171 amino acids.
UAGGCAGUGACGUCAGGGGUAAACGGAUUCCGUAGCCGUGGCAGCGGCCAGUGAGGGUAGGAACGCGUCUGCCGCAGUUUACCUGAGAAGCCGUCUGUCUGCGCCGGCGUGGGCCGCGGCGUGCCGCCGUUACGGGGUCGGCAGCUAAACUAUGUGCUCCUGUGGGGCGAGUACCAUGUUAUAUCCAUCUUUGUAACCCAGCGUCUAUCAGUGCUUGCAUGUAGUUGGCACUCAAGAAAUGUAUGUCGAAUGAAUGAUACCUGUGACAAAGAGCUGGACUUUAUUCCUUCCUGCCCCUUGCUUCUAAGACACGUCUCUUCCUGUUUCCUUCUGAACUUCUCUAAGGUCCCUGGAAGGGAAACAGCUAUGGCCAAGGACAUCCUGGGGGAAGCAGGGCUGCACUUCGAUGAGCUAAACAAGCUGCGGGUGUUGGACCCAGAUGUUACCCAGCAGACCAUAGAGCUCAAAGAAGAGUGCAAGGACUUUGUGGAUAAAAUUGGACAGUUUCAGAAGAUAGUUGGUGGUCUAAUAGAGCUUGUUGACCAACUUGCAAAAGAAGCAGAAAAUGAAAAGAUGAAGGCCAUUGGUGCUCGGAACUUGCUCAAAUCCAUAGCAAAGCAGAGAGAAGCCCAACAACAGCAACUUCAAGCAUUAAUAGCAGAAAAGAAAAUGCAGUUGGAAAGGUAUCGGGUUGAAUAUGAAGCUUUGUGUAAAGUAGAAGCAGAACAAAAUGAAUUUAUUGACCAGUUUAUUUUUCAGAAAUGACUGAAAUUUUCAUUUUUAUAGCAGGAAGGCAAAAAUACUCCCCAACCAAAAAGACCUCUGUACCAUUCCAGUGACUUGACUAAUGACCUGACCUAAGUACGUCCUGAUGGUGUGUAAGGAUUACAGUUCUCCGAAGGCAGUAACGCCACGUUGGGGAGUUGGCACUAAACAGUGCCUGGCACUGCAGGUGGCAGGGCAGGGCAGGGCCUCACCUUUCGCAUUCUUAGUAUGAACUAAGCAGUCUGUAACUUGGAUCCUCUUUUUGUAAACUCACAAAGCUUUGGAAGGAAAAGCAAUAAAUUGUUUUCAAACAGCUUGAUCAGCCA